UAUCACGUCAUUGACUUAACAUGGGACUAGGGAGAUAAUCAUCCGAGUGAAACUUUCUCUACUGAAUUCAACCUUGUUUUACUUGCAUGUUUGUUAGUUAAUCAGCUUAAAACAACAUUUUCUACUACUAGAUAAUUUUUAGUUUGCUUAAGUAAGGAUACAUAUAGCGUCAGGUUUGAUAAUUCGAAAGAUACUUGCUCUAUACUACCUCGAUUGAAGGUUCCACUUGACUUUGAUUGAGAGUGUAGUUAGAACCGAGUCACCUGGGGUGACAUGUCCAUAGAUGAUCUCAGAUUUCCAUGCUCUUUAUUCUUGGUUCAUCUAAUAUGUGAAUUUUUAUUUUUUCUAUGGACCAAUAUCGAUUUUGAAAUUGUGAAGGAAUGUACCCAAUGAUCUGUGUCAAUCCAGAUAUCUUCACCUGACCCAAUAACUCUAUUAGAACGCAUUGAGAAAUCGACUAUGAAAGAAAGUAAAGAACAUAUAGAUUGACAUGUUUCACUAACAUGAUACGUGCCAAUCUCUAGAACUUUCAUUGAGUCACAAAGGCUAGACCAUAACUAAGAUUCCAUGCUCCCCUUUUUGGCAGAAAGAAGAAUUCCUCGGAUGAAAUAAAGAUCUUCAAGCAAGCGAAAACACAUGUUCUCAUGUAAUUAAUAAUUUUCCGAGUCUAUUUAGCCAACCGAGCUAGUUUGAACUCGCUAAAUCUUCAGAAAGCCCAAACCCAUUUUAUAGAGCAUAUCAUUUCUCUUCUACACCAAUGCAAACUAAUUUUUCUACAUGGAUCCCUACCAAAAGAAGUUAUUCCAUCUUCUUCGUAGGAGAUACUAGCAAGAGAAACAAAAGCAGCAGAUUUAGAAGAAUCUCCUUUCAUCCGUGCGAUAGGAUGAUGCUCUUCCAAGAUUCCCUCAUCUUUUUACUUUACUUGAUUGAUGAUAUAGAAGUUUUUUUCUUUCAUUUACACCACUAUGUUGGCACACCCAAAUAUUUUGAAUAGAAGUAGGAGGAAGCAAAUCCAAUACGAGUGAUUACAACUUCAUUCUCCUCCUAUGGAACAUUGGCACUAAAGAAAUCAAGAAUUUAUUGAUAUUAACUUCAUGACUUGUGAUAGCUCCAUCCUCAUUAAUGAUCCCUAAGAUUCUCUCCGCUUCAUGCUAAAUAAAUAGCUCUACAAAAACUGACUACAUCAUCCGCGAACAAACAAUGGGCAAGGACAUGACAUCUUAGUUUGAGCUUACCCUUGAUAUAUUCCUCUUCUACCAAUUUCUAAAUAAGAUAUGAUAUGACAAUGGACAUAAUAAUGAAGAGAAAAGGGGGGAGAGAGUCCCCUAUCGAAUACCAAAAGAUGGUGAGAAAGACUCUGUGGCCCCUCCAUCGAAGAGAAUUGAAAACUUCACCGUACGGAUAGAAGCUAGCUCGGGCCCAUUUUCACCAUCGAUCAUCAAAUCCAUACUUCUCCAAAAGAUUUUCCAAACAAUACCAAUCCACCAAGUCAUAUUCUUUUCUCAUAUCUAGCUUGACCAUCAUGUUCCUCCUCUCAUGCUUAUGUUUUUAAAUGGUGGAGAGUUUCAUGAACUAUAAUAAUUUUUUCUUGGAUCAUACGACCCUUCAUGAAUGCAGUUUGAAGUUCUAAGAAAAGAGAAGGAUACCACUUUUUAAUAUGAUUUGCCAAGGUUUAGGAUAUGAUUUUAUACCUGAAGUUACAACAACUGAUGGAGCGAAAUUGGUUGAUAAACUCCGGAUGGUCAAUUUUGUGGGCCAUUAAAAUUUGUGUAUAAGGUGUGCUUUCAGUUUGGAAGAAAUACUUAAUCUCUCUACAAAGGGCAUCACCCACUAUUCCCCAUAAGUGUUAUAGAAAUGACUAGAAAAUCCAUUUGGACCAUUUGUUAUCUCCUAAGAUGAACACUACUUUCCUAAUUUCUUAGCAUAGCACACAUGUCUUCAUCAUCCUCCCUAUAAAUUUUCCUAGGGAAGCCUUGCAGAAGAUGUGAGGUGGGAACAUAGUCCCUCACCUUUAAUAACUCCUUGUAAAACUCAAUCGCUUGAUUCUUCAAUCUAGCUUUGUCCUUGAUCCAAUUACCAGCCCCGCCUUUAAGAUGAGUUAUUCUAUUAUUAUGCCUCAGAUAGUACUAGAUUAAAAGAAAGAAGUAUUUUGGUUACCUUCUUCAUUCCAUUUCACUUUUGACCAUUGGCACCAGAAUGUUUCUUCCGUGAGCCAUAACUUGUAUAAUAUCUCAUACAAUGUUUUCUUCUUCUCCCAUGUUGGGCUAUGCUCUAUGAUAGUGUUGAAAAAUUUCCAGAUGAUCACGAAUUUCCUUAGUUUUUUAUGAACUCAUUUUAUGGAAGUCAUUCCACCAAGUUCUAAGAUACCUCCAACAUUGGUCUUUUUGGGUUAGGAAGAGCCUCCCGGGUCCCAAGAUAUUGAUACAACACCCCACCCCCACAUACUCUUCCUCUAAAGCAAUCUCUUCUCCACUCUAAAAGUAUUUCUUCUUCUAGUAAUAGUGUUAAAAUGAAGAUAGAAACUAAUCGUGAAAUGAUCUGAAUCCGCCAUUUUGUUGGUUCAAGUAAAAGGCCCCACUUUAAAACCCAACUCGAUGAGAGCGUUAUGGAAGAAGAAUCUCUUGGGCAGUUCCACAUUCUAGUACUUACGAGGGAAUCUAUUGAGUGCUAUCAAUGCUUGAUUGUUAGAUCAUCGAUGCUACAGACUAUAGUUAUGGUUCAUAGAAGCCCCCAAUUAACUAUAUGCUAUCUUAACUUAAUUAUUCUUUAUUAAUUAGGUAAUGACAUGAACCGAAAGCACGCAUUAGCUAGUUAAAUCUAUUUCACAAGCAGUGCAUGUACGAAUAGAGAGUGGCCUUAGAGGAAGGGACAGGGUGUUGCAAUAGAUGAACCAUUGGUGCAUGAUAUAAAUGAUCCUUCGUUUGCAUGAUCAUCUUCGACUUCACAAUCUAGUACAAUAACAUAUCCUUACUUUCAUGCAUCUAUAACUUGAAAACCCUAAAAAACUUUAUUCUUCUUCCUUGUUUGUUCAAAUUGUGUAUGUCAUGUCGGUUGUUGUAAGUAGUUAUGCAUUAGAAGAACUCGAGAAAUACGACCCAAUUCACAUUUAGAAUUAUCACUUGUGUUUUCUAACAUCAAGUUCAUGGAACUAUUUCUGGGUAUUUCUAAUCAUAUGUAAAAGCAUCUAACCAUCUUGUGUCUGGUAUUGAGUCUUUUUUGUUCUAUAGGAUUUCAUAUGAGUUCAGUAGAUACUAGAAGAAAUGUAAAAAAACCUAAAGAUCGUGGAAGAGAUACUUUGAUAAGGAGGAGUAUCGAGUUUACCCACAUUGGAGAGGAAGGAAGGAGCAUCUAGCCCAGGAGAAGAAGAUCCCUCAAGACCCAAAAAUUUCGAGCAACCCUCGGAAGAGGAGGACAACAUAGACGAAGACAAAUACAAAUCGAAGGAAGAAGGAGCAUCUUCAACACCAACAAUGGUUGGAGAAGAAGGACAAAUACAAGGGGUCGUUCCACCAAAUCUUUAUGAAUACUCAAGGCCAAGAGCAUCCAACAUCACCUCAAACUUUGUUGUGCCACCAAUGACUAUAGUGAUCAGAACUCAACUCAUCUAGAUAGUGCAACAAGCAGGGAAGUUUGGAGGCAAGAAUGAUAUUGAUCUGAUACAACGCUGAUGACUCGAUAUUUGCACAUGUUUUCCCCUUUGUUUCUUGAUCGUUUAAGCUUGCAUUAUCGCUUCUUUGGCCUAUUUUAUGCUAGGUUGUGUUCCUUUGUCACAUUUCAGGCCCUAGCACAUAAAGUGAAGCGUAGGCGCAAGUUUCAAGUCAAUCGGAGAUCAAUUGGCGAUUAGGGAGAAGAAACACGAGCAUGACCUGAAGAAGAAUGGAUUUCUACCUCACUUUAUGGACAAAGAAUCAUGAAAGUUUGUUAUGAAAAGAAAGAGGACGAGACUACGAGCGUCUGGGUUCAAACGGCGACUGAUUCGGAGUCCGGACGAGGGAGAAACGAAGCUUUGAACAGUGGUGGAGGAAGAAUUACGGGCAGGAGAAUUACGACCGUAAUUUCCCCUCCCAUGCCCGUAAUUUCACUGCCGAGAGGAGCUUUGGGUGCGCUGAAACUUAACCAAAACGCGUGUUUUGGGCAAAAUACGGGCAUGGAAGAAUUACGACCGUAAUUCAGCCCGUAAUUCGCCCAGAAUCGGGUUUUUGAGGCAGAUUAGAGCCAAAGGAAAGGGAGAGCUGGGUUUUGGAUCCCAAACACCCAAGGGACGAACCCUAGAGAGAGAGAGCGACUUGGGAACAUUCUUGGAGCUAUUUUGGAGGAUUUCUUCGCCAUUGGAGCUCGGGAAUCAAGCUUGGAGAUGGAGAUUGAAGAUCUAGAUCAGAUUUCUGCAGUCUCUCUCUUCUCUAUGGAGUAACUUCCCUUCACUUAGGUUUUGAGGAACCCUAGUUCCAUGAGUUAGGAUCUUUCUUGUAUGAAGUUUUGGAUGCUAUAUUGUUUGAUUAUAAUCGAAUGAUGCAUGUUUAUUGAGUCAAUUGAAGUCUGAUCAACUUUUCCUGAUUCCUGCUGCAAUCUGAGAUAGAUAGAAUCUGAUUAGGUUGCUAGAGUCUCAUCAUUCGGUAGUAGGAGAUUGGCUAUACGAGGGUUAGCCAAUUUACUGCUUUGUACUGGAAUCCAAUUCCAGUAGUGGAGUUCUGUGCUUAUUGCUUCAGCUUUCUAUCCCGGUGAAGACUAGUCGUCUGGCGGAUAGUUAGACUGAGAGGGCUUGGUCAGCUUAAGAGAUUCCAAGCUACUGUCGGAUCUUCCGCAGUUUAAUCAACAGUAAAUCAACCAAAAGGAAUUACAACUUGGACCUAAUUGAGGAGCUAGGGGGAAUCAUACCUAAGUGAGUUCCCAAACUGUAAUUAGUAGUUUUAAUUAGUUUAGUUAGUAGAGUAGUUUAGUUAAUCAAUCCUUAAUCUAGUUUGCUAGAUAAUGAACUGAAGCUGAGUAAUAGUAACUCUAGAGACCCGUGGAUUCGAUAUUUAUUACUUGUGCCACUAUACUGCAGUCCCUUUCAUUGGUUACACUUGGCCAUUGUUAGGUGUUGUAUUUUAGAGCAUCAAGUUUUUGGCACCGUUGCCGGGGACUUUCUAGAUUAUUAGGAAAGGCAGAAGUUUGUUACUUUAGCGUUUUUCUUUUCUUUUCCACCCUUGCUUUUCACUUGGGUGUUUUUUGUUUUUUGUUUUUGUUGGUGCAGAUCUGAAUCAUGGAUCCGCGUGGCUUCUCCAACCAGCGGGGGUAUCCACCACCAUUCGAGUGGUAUUACCCCGAGACUCCCUGGAGCAAUCAAGGAGGAGAAGACUAUGGAUUCGGGUUCCAGUACCAACCCCCUUACUAUGGAGAACAAUCAGACCCCUGGGCAUAUCAAGAACAAUCUCCUUAUCAAGAAGAAUUCCUCCCACAACAAGAAGGGCCAUCAAAUCUUGAGUUAGCCACAGCCUUCACGGGCCACUAUGCAGAGCCAUGCUACACUUCACUAGAAGAUCUGAACAAACAAUUAAGGCUUCUCGUGGAGCAGUUUGCUCUAGACACUGAGAGAUCAUGCUCCAAGAUGGAUCUUCAAAUCAAAGCCCUUGCUGCUUCCGAUCCCUCAUUUCUCCAUGAUAUGGAGGAGACUGUUCAGCGCUCAGCGAAGCAAACAGAGUGGGUGGAGCAAGUUUGCUCACAUCUUGCUCAAGAUCACCUUUCUGCUACCACGCUAGAAGAGGUGGAGGAUGACAAAGGCUAUGGGGAUGUUGAGGAGCAUACAGAAGUUAUCACAGAGAACUCCCAUGAUAAUCAUGAACAGGAAAGUCCUCUGGUUGCAGAUCACACAAUUCCUUAUUUCUGCUCUAACAUGCUGGGCCCGAGCGAGGAGAUGCAAGAUGAUCCCAUUAAAGAAAUUGCUUGGCGACUUGCUCUCCAAUCUGUUCUAGAAGAAGAAGAGCGAGCAAGGAUGAGGAAGGAAGUUGUGGAGGAUGAGGAAGAAAGAAAAGAAGAGGUGGUUCUUGAUCUUUUCCCAGGGGAGAGACCACAUUUUGAAGAAGGAAGGGGGGUUGAAGAAGCAAUUGGUGUCCAGGCUGAGAACGGAGUUAAGGUGGAAGAGGCCUGCACCGGCCAUGAGUUGCAAGUGAUAUCCCCACCAAACUUUGAGGAACUGCUUAGCAAGGACCCAUUUGCAGUGUCUCUUUGCCAGACCAAGGCCUGAUAUUCGGCUUUAUUAUAUCGGAUUCUUGGACUUUAUGUGAUUAUCCCGUGGUAUGUUUUAGCCAAUUGGUGCUAUUUUAGGGCUCGCUAACCCGAGAAUGGUUGAAAAACCAUUACUGCCUAGUGCCAUGAGUUUGAUGUAUUACAGGUGAAGAAAACACGAAAAAGAAGUUGCACCGGCAAACAAUUCUCGAAAGCUGGGCUUAAAGCCCAGCUGGAUGGGGAUUAAUGACAUUGGAGAGGGCGGCCAUUUUAUUGUGGGCCAGAAAAUUCUACGGAGGGAGGAAUUGGACCGGGCCUGGGGAAGUGAAUUCUCUGGGAAGGAGUUUUUUGGGACGGAUUCCUUUUGGAAAAAAAGAAAAAAGGCGGCUAGGAGGGAAGCAAUUAAUUAAAGGAAGGGAUUUCUUUGGGCGGAACAGAAUUUUAGGGGGGAUCGGGGGGAAUUCUUGUGGAGAAAAGAAAGCAGAAGGCGAAAAACCUUUUGGAAAAGAACAGCGAGCGGCGCAGCACAGGCUGGGACGAAAAACUCUCAUCAAUUGGCAAUUGGCGAUUGACGAUCGGUUUCUCCAAGGUUUGAGCUGAGUUCAACGAGAGCGAUUAGUUGGUUGGAUUUUCUAAAUCGAACUAGUUGUGUAUUGUUGAUUUAGAACAUGAUGAACAAAACCCUAUCGAUUUAUCUUAAUUUCGUCAUGAACUAAACCCCAAUUUCUGGGGGAAACACCAUAGGAUGUAGCUAUUUCUUGAUUUGAUGGAUUGAUUCAUGAUUCUUUUCUUCCAAUCUCUAUUGCAUGGAAUUUCUUAAUGCUUUGUGUUGACUGGCCACCAAUACAAUGAUUUGUAGUUAAUUAGGUUAUUAGCGACAGUGAAACCCUAAUAACUGAACCUAUUUCAUGUGACAUAGUAACUUAUCGAAGCGACAGUGGAUUAAAUAAGGUGCUAUGCGGUCUUCAAUAGGAUAUCGAUCUUCAGGCUGAAUAAUUAGGUCAUUGAGCUACGACAGUAGGAUUUGAUUUAAUUGUUUAGUACGUAGUAAUUCCCGACAGGGAUAGCUAGCACAUUCGUGAUAUCCUGGCUGUAGAGGUAUGGAUUAAAUUGAUUGGAAUAGGUGAAUUAAUCUGGAUAGGAUAGGUAGUGAAUCCCGGUGUUUCUCCCAGAGCUUUCUCCCAUUGAAUUUUCCUCGACAAGUUUACUUUGCUUAAUUAGUUUAAUUAUUUUGCUAAUAGUUAAUAAUUUCAUCUCUUAAACAUUUUCACAUAUAGUUUGCUCGAAAGAAUUGAUAAAUCAUAAGGUUGUAC
Molecule: messenger RNA, 7517 nt
Organism: Linum trigynum
Lineage: Eukaryota; Viridiplantae; Streptophyta; Magnoliopsida; Malpighiales; Linaceae
Source: the annotation of a GenBank genome assembly